Messenger RNA from Lingula anatina, 1272 nucleotides. RefSeq names its product nephrocystin-3-like. The record is from RefSeq and is a predicted model, not a curated record. Lineage: Eukaryota; Metazoa; Brachiopoda; Lingulata; Lingulida; Lingulidae.
AUGGCUUCAUUUUACAGCAACAUGGGCAUUGUCCUAAUGGAAAUGGGUAGGUACACUGAGUCUAUAUCAUAUUUGCAAAAAUGUCUUGAAGUCCAGCAAGAAAACCUUGGGUCUAACCAUCCUGACAUUGCCGACACAUACAGUAGCAUUGCUCGAGCACUUAGAUACAUGGGCAACUAUACAGAGGCCCUUAGAUAUCAAGACAAAUGUAUUGAAAUCUUAGAAGGGGGAUUAGGUCCAAAACAUCCUAAUACAGGCAUUGGAUAUGACGCACAUGGCACAAUCCUGAAGGAAAUGGGUAGGUUUAGAGAAGCAUUUACUUUCCACCAGAAAAGUAUUGACGUCUUAGAGUCAUCAUUUGGUUCUAAAAACGUUCAUACUGCUUCGGCUUACGGCAAUAUUGGUGAUGUUUAUAGAGAAAUGGGGGUGUAUAAAGAAGCCCUCAAGUAUAGCAAGAAAUCCCUUUCAGUAUAUGAAGAAAUCCAUGGCCCCAAACAUCCUCUAACUGCCAGAAUAUAUAACAAUAUUGGUAACACAUUGACCGAAAUGGGUAAUAAUCCAGACGCAUUAGCUUAUUAUAAGAAAUCGCAUGUAAUCUUGAAAGAUGUACUCGGGCCACAGCACAUUGACACUGUCAAAGCAAAUACAAAUAUUUGUAAAAUACUACAGGAAACUGGUAAGCCAGAAGAUGCACUUAAAUAUUACUCUGAAAACCUUGACACCAUGACAGAGCUCAUGGGUCCAAAGCACCCUGAAACAUCUGCCAUAUACAACAGCAUGGGCAACUUGUACUGUGAUAUGGGCAGGUAUGAAGACGCAAUUGCAUGUUAUCAUAAAUGUCUUGAAGGCAGGGAGGAAGUCCUUAAACCCAAUCAUCCGGAUACUGCUGAUACUUAUAGCAGUAUGGGUCUGACGCUUGCUCACAUGGGUAAGAAUAGAGAUGCACUCACGUACCAUAAUAAAAGUCUUGAAGUUUUGGAAAAAGUUCGUGGAUCCAAACACCCUGACACUGCCAGUGAAUACAGCAAUAAAGCAUUUGCACUUAGUGAGUUAAGGGAACAUGCAGAGGCACUUACAUACUACAAAAAAGCUCUUGACGUAAGAAGAGAGAUACUUGGUGACAAACACCCUGAUACUGGCCUGCUAUAUCACAACAUUGGCUGUGUCCUGCAUGAUAUGGGCAAGUAUUCAGAGGCCCUGACAUAUUAUGAGAAAUGUCGUGAAGUCUAUUAUGAACAUUACGGCCCCAUGGACAUGUUUGCCAAUACAUGA